AUGUCCACCUCCAUGGCUACCUCCGUGGCCGCCUCCAAACCCGCCGUGCCCUCCUCCAUGGCUGCCUCCAUAGCCGCCUCCGUGGCUUCCUCCAAACCCGCCGUGCCCUCCUCCAUGGCUGCCUCUAUGGCUACCUCCGUGGCCGCCUCCAAACCCGCCGUGCCCUCCUCCAUGGCUGCCUCCAUGGCCGCCUCCGUGGCUUCCUCCAAACCCGCCGUGCCCUCCUCCAUGGCUGCCUCCAUGGCUUCCUCCAAACCCGCCGUGCCCUCCUCCAUGGCUGCCUCCAUGGCCGCCUCCGUGGCUUCCUCCAAACCCGCCGUGCCCUCCUCCAUGGCUGCCUCCAUGGCCGCCUCCGUGGCUUCCUCCAAACCCGCCGUGCCCUCCUCCAUGGCUGCCUCCAUGGCUUCCUCCAAACCCGCCGUGCCCUCCUCCAUGGCUGCCUCCAUGGCCGCCUCCGUGGCUUCCUCCAAACCCGCCGUGCCCUCCUCCAUGGCUGUCUCCAUGGCCGCCUCCGUGGCCGCGGCGGCCAAGAAACUUGUUCAGGAGGCCUGA
Penicillium brevicompactum is the source of this 552-nucleotide messenger RNA. RefSeq lists its product as uncharacterized. NCBI's taxonomy places the organism in Eukaryota, Fungi, Ascomycota, Eurotiomycetes, Eurotiales, Aspergillaceae. Bases 1 to 552 code for a protein of 183 amino acids. The record is from RefSeq and is a predicted model, not a curated record. The transcript has a single exon.